Molecule: messenger RNA, 5566 nt
Organism: Spodoptera litura
Lineage: Eukaryota; Metazoa; Arthropoda; Insecta; Lepidoptera; Noctuidae
Gene: vtd
Product: RAD21 cohesin complex component verthandi
Biological process (GO): replication-born double-strand break repair via sister chromatid exchange; sister chromatid cohesion
Cellular component (GO): cohesin complex
Molecular function (GO): chromatin binding; protein binding
Source: RefSeq, a predicted model, not a curated record
CCGCCAUCUUGAAAGCGUAAUUGUUGUCAUGUUUACGUUGUGUGUGAAAGGUGAAAUUUGUGAUAUUUGAUAUAAAAAUCCGAACAAAGUUGAUGUAACUACAAGCCGCAGACAGUAAACCAUCACUAUGUUUUACGCACAUUUCGUGCUGGCCAAGAAGGGCCCCUUGGCCAAGAUUUGGCUGGCGGCUCAUUGGGACAAGAAGCUAACGAAGGCCCAUGUAUUUGAGACCAAUAUUGAGAAAUCAGUAGAUGGUAUCUUGAAGCCCAAAGUGAAGAUGGCUUUGCGUACUUCUGGCCAUCUGUUGCUGGGUGUCGUGAGGAUUUACUCCAGGAAAGCCAAAUACUUGCUUCAGGAUUGUAAUGAAGCCUUUGUUAAGAUUAAGAUGGCCUUUAGGCCUGGUAUGGUGGACUUGCCUGAGGAGCACCGUGAAGCUGCCAUGAAUGCCAUCACCUUACCUGAGGUCUUCCAUGACUUUGACACCGCUAUGCCUGAAUUGAAUGAAGUGGACAUUGAAGCCCAGUUCUCAUUGAACCAGUCAAGAGCUGAAGAGAUCACAAUGCGCGAGGAUUAUGGGUCAUUGAACCUAGUGACACAUGACGAUGGAUUCGGUGACAUGGGGUUCGAUACUGAUAAUCCUGAUAUCAUGCGAGAAGCUAUUGGCAAUGAAGGGGGAUUGGAACAGAGUAACCUACUGUUCGCGGAUGGGUCCUCCCUGGAACUGGCUGGCAAAGACGGCGGAGUAGGCAGUCUGACUGGUGGAGUUCCGGCACUAGCGCCGGAGCACCCACGGCGCAUGGAGGCAGCACCUCACGCACCCAUGGAUGACGGCUUCGGUGGAACCAUUGGCGAUGUUGCGGAUUUUGGACAUGCGGGCGGUCUGUUCGAGGGUGACCUGUUCGGCGAAGUUACUGGCAGCAGUAGUUCCGCGGCGGCUGCCUCCGGUAUGCCUGGCACUUCAGCGCAGCCUCAGUCUCUCCAGGCUGAGAUUGACGCGGCGGGAGUGAACGCCGGUGAGACUGGAGGCGACGUGGCGGCCGCGGACGCGCCGGACUCGGACGAUGAUAUGGGAGACCAUUACGAUGCUGGCAACUCUCCACAACACAGUUGGGGCGGGUCCCCCGCUCGCCCUGAGAGCGUGGUGCCGCCAGCGGCGCCUGUGCCGCCUUCUCCCAGCCCACAUGUACCUAUGGACGUGGACACAGUCCCGGAGCCAGUCCCCCGGCCAGCGAGCGCGGAGCCCGCGGCGGACGGAGCGGCCGAGCGACUGGCAGACAACACUACACUCCUGCACAAUGAUGAGGAAUCAUUCGCACUGGCUCCUGUCGACGCUACUGUCCUUAAAGGAAUAACAAAAACAAAACGUAAACGCAAGCUGAUUGUGGACGAAGUAAAGAACAUAUCUGGUGAGGAGAUGAAGAACCAGCUAAGUAACACGUCUGAUAUCGUCACCACGUUGGACCUGGCGCCCCCUACCAGACGACUGAUGCACUGGAAAGAAACUGGUGGUGUGGAGAAACUGUUCACAUUGCCUGCUAGGCCUAUACCUUCAAGUGUACUGUUUAAGAAAUACCAGCGCAACAUGACGCUUCGUAGCGAGGCGGAGGAAGCCGACGCGGCGGCGGCGGCCGCUCGCUCGCCCGACCCGGCCGAGCCGGCGCGCCGGGGCGGCCGCAAGAGGAGACACGAGGAGACAAUGCUUCCACCUGAGACACCAGCACCAGCCCCGACUCAAGAAUUGGAACCUCCCACUCCGGUACCUCAGGAAUAUGAACCUUCAGUUGAGCCUGAACCUGCGCCGGAACCGACCGUCGAACCUCAAACUCCUCGAUCAGACGUCGAUGUCGACCUUCCUCAGACACCAGGAGGUAUGCUGAGUGCACUGGGCGGCGGUAUGACUCCGGGCGCGCUGGGCGGACUAACGCCGGGCACUCUGCUACAGGGUGGACUCACUCCCGCCGGGCUACAGCACGGAGGAAUGACGCCGGGUGGUUUACAACACGGUGGCAUGACCCCAGCUGGUCUGCAUCACGGCGACAGUCAACAUGUAGACCUCGGACUGUCUGCGGGCGGGAUGACGCCGGCAGGAUUACACCACGGAGGUAUGACCCCGGGUCUGCUAGAGAGUGGUAUGACGCCGGCGGGAUUAGUCCAUGGAGGCCUUACUCCCGCUGGUCUGCAUCACGGAGGCAUGACGCCAGGUAAUGACUACACUUCAUAUUACAGCGGAGGUCUAGACCACGGUGGUAUGACGCCGGCCGGGCUACAACACGGCGGUAUGACCCCCGCGGGGCUACAACACAGUGGCAUGACCCCCGCCGGACUACAACAUGGCGGCAUGACCCCAGCCGGGUUACAACACGGUGGAAUGACGCCAGGAGGAGUACAACACGGCGCAAUUCUCCAGCAUGGCCUGGAGCAGCUGCCGAUGAUGCCGCAGUUAGGCGGGGACCAAGUGUCGUCGUUGUUACGUACCUCUCUGCCUACCCCGGCCGCAGACAGAGCGUCCCACGACCUCCCACACACUGUACCUAUGGAACCCCUGCUACAUGGGCUCGACGACCAUGGGGACUACCAGAAUGGCAUGCAAAUGACAAACUUGGGUUACGACGACCAACAUGGCCACAACAGUCCACAACACGAUUACGAUUUACCUUUAACGCCAGACAACGCGGAAGAGGGUGAACGUGAAGCAGGUGAGACGGACGAGCAGUUCGAGGAACGAGUACUGAACCGACGUGCAGCGCAACUCUUCGCCGUCAUGAAACCCAAACUAUCCGUCGGACUACAACUUUCCUUCACAGAUCUUGCACCAAGACACAAUAAUAGAAAACAGGUUGCACAGAAAUUUUACAGUUUACUUGUACUCAAAAAACAUCAAGUGUUGAAAUUAGACCAACAUGAAACAUAUGGACCUAUUACCAUAUGCAAGGGUAAUCAGUUUGAAACUGAAGCGAUUUAAUAUUGUACUAACACACUAUUUAUAAUAGAAUGUAAUAUAAAGAAGAUAUCAAGACUAGUUCAUAAAAAGAUUUUUAUGGAGGUGAAGAGAUGAUGUUUAGUUGUAAAGUUAUGGACUUCACGGGAAACGCGUUGAGCCAAAAAUAAUGUGUAAGUUUGAUCUUGUAACUCGAAUUCAUGACAGCAUUUUAUUCUUUAAAUAUUGGACCAAAUAAUAUUACGAGUGUUGAUCUCACAAAAAAUCUAAUUGAAAUGAGUUUUGAUUAUGUGAAACAGUAGUUGUUAUCGUGAAUUCGAUUUACUCGUGAUGAGCAGUUUCUAUUUGGAUAAUUAUGUUUGAUAGAAAAGUGUAGGAAAAUGCCUUAUUUUGUUUUGCUGUAGGCUAAGUGAAAUUAUUGUGAAGAUGUUUUACAAACAUUGUUUAAAUAGUCAAUCAUAGAAAGAAAUAGUACCUAUUUGCUGUAUUGUUGAUUCCUGUUUCCUAAAUCAUGUAUGUAUGCAUGUUUAUUGAUGCCACAACUACAAAGAUUAUGUUAUGCCUAUGACAUUUAUUUAAAUUGUACCUCUCAAGGAAGUGUAGACAUUAAAUUUUGUUUUUAUAAAAUAUAGCUUGUUGUCCUUCUAUUGGGAUUAAGAGAUUUUAGUGACUGUGUGUUUAUAUACCAGAUGAUGUGAAAUAUUUAGUGGCAGACUGGAGUGAUUGAGAGAUAAAUUAUCUAGGAAAAUAAUACAAGUGAUAUCCUCAACACCAAAUAAAGUUUAUAACUGUUUCCUCUUUGUGUGUUAGAAUGAAUUUGGUUUUUACAUUUCUUUGAGAUAUUUGUCAUAAUUAUUGUGUUAUUGUAAAACAAAUUGAAUGCACACCAAAUACCUGAUUUAUUAUGGUUUGAAUUCAUUUUGUUGCUUUGAUAUUUUUUGUAAAAUUUCUCGAUGUAAUGCAUUAUGAAUGCCUCAAAAAGUAUAGUGACUAUUAUCAUGUACCUAUUAUUAUUUUUAUUUGGACAUUACUUCUUAACAUUUAAGUGUUUACCUCUGCUAAGUACGAAAUUAGUACAUUUAUUUUCCCUUUAUGUUCGGAGGUAUUCACUUAGAUAUUUUUCAUAAAAAAUAAACACAUUUGCAAUAAAUUUGUUGAUAAAAAAGAAAGGAAUUUUUAUUUCAUGGCGAAUUUAUACUUUCGGUAUCCAAAACGGAGUGGGUUGAAGUAAAAAAUUAACAAUUGUUUAGAAUUCGGACUUCCUUAUUUAUUUAAACGUACACGAAAUGCUGUUUUAGAUUGUUUUACUGGCUCGGGGCCUGAAGGGUGGAUAACGUUAGUAGAACAAACGUAGUUACGAAGUAGAUAUUUGCAUCAAAAAAUAUAUCGGAGUAACGACACAAGUAUCCUGUUCACCAGAGGUUUCCCAACUUUCAACAAUCUAAACAAUAAAUAAAUAUUUGUUAUCACUAGUUUCAUAACCAUUCGCUUUUUAAUACCCGAAUACGUGGGUAGAAGCGCUCACAUUAUACCUACAUGAUUAAAAAGCCAAUCAAAAAACUAAAUAGGUGCAAUUAAUGAGGUUAGGGGCUGCUAUUUCACAUCGUAACGUCCGAUUGGUUCGUCAAUUGAUGAUUUUAUUGAUGUAAAUAGAACCAUGGUAGGACAACACACAGAACAAUGUAACGUGUAUGUUACGUAUUUAUGACGUCAAGGAAGCUGCAGUUUCCUGUGGUAGGUAUAUAGUCAUUUGCUCCCAAAUAUUGAAAGCCUAUAAGGUAGGUACGUAUGUAGCAUAAAGAUCAAAUUGUGUCCAGUAUUGAUCGGCAUGACUGGUUUGUUAUGUAACGGGCUUGUUGCAAUGUACCCAGAAUGGUUACAUAUAGGAACUAAACUUUCAUUGAUUCACACGUGGGUAUCUGUAGAACAAAACAUAACUGGUAAUUUAUAUGCCUGUGGUUAUCCUACGAUGUGUUGUAACUACUUAUAAUAAUAUAGUAACGGCGACGACCGAUCGAUUGACCUCAAGUCUAGAUAGAGGUACGUUACUAGGUUUCUAUAACUUCCUAGCCUGUAAGCAACUGCUCGUAUGGUAUCGACUUUCGCAAGAUGCAUACUGCGCAUGUGACUGCAAAACUUAGGGCAGCUGUUCUUUUCUGUACAAUUAGGUUCAUUUUACUUAAAAAAAAUCCUGUUCAAUUUAUAUUAGCAACGAGCAUAUCCUGUAAAUAGACAAAUUGUAGAUUAUACCACUUCCUUAGGGGUGGGUGGUACAUAGUUACAAAAAUCCAUACAUAGGAUUAUUUAGCUUUUAAAAAUGUUGACUUGGAAGCUCCUCAGAAUUCUUAUUGGAUUUGAUUAAAAUUCUUAAGAGCUGUAAAGAGAUUAGGGUGAUUACGACUAACUACAAUAAACGCUCUUGUUGGUUUUGUAUCAUUUAAUCGCCCUACAAAUGUACAUACAGAUGCCGACAUUCUUGAACAGGAUAAACUCACAAUACAAAAAUCGAUGACAAUAUUCACGCAAAUAUACGCAGUCACUGGCAAAACUAUAAUAUUGUCGCCGAACUUUGAUAUGAGGCUAAAAGUUUAACAUGAUUCAGAACAAUACUCAAAAAAAAAAAGUUUA